AUGACUUCGCGAAGUACUGCAAGUCGCGAGCGGAAGCGCACCAGCGAUAGGCACGCCCAACGCGUCAGCCGCGCGAGGACCAAAACGCGCAUCGAACAACUUGAGCAGCAGGUAGAACAGUGGAAGUCGCUGUCCUGCGAUGGCGAUAAUGCUGCGCUCAGGGAAGCGGUCGCGAAACAGCAGGCGUCGCAUCAGAAUCUAUUGAACACCUUGUCCAAAGUGCAUAACCUCGCUGAAAGGCUUGUCGAGGAGACAAAGGUCGCUCCCACCGGAACUGCUCGUGGGUCUGUUGCUGCCAGUCCGACAGAUAAUGAUGAUGAGUUCGUGGUUACACAGGCAAGUCCUGCAAUCCCCAACCGGGUAGAGGAAUGGACCAUGGGCGAGCGAGUCUCUAUUGAUCUAGAGACCCUCAUAGACAAUUCUCCGUCCUCAAAACCAGGAUCUGAUCAGAUAAGCUCCAAUUUGGAGGCACAGAUGGGUCAAGUCGACGAUGGGAAUUACUUCGCACAUCUGAACCGUCUCACUGUCUGGGCCGAGGAGCAGGGCAAGAAAGCGGGACGGCUAGACGAUACGAUGGACGACGACAUCAACAUCCGCGCUGUGAUUCAUGGAUGGCCGGAUGUUCGUGCACGACACGUUCUGGACAUUGGAUGGCAGGUGGCAGAGAAAGUGGACCUUAGUCUCAUGAGAGACACUGGACCUGCUGAACGCAUCGCAGUGUUGAAGGUCUUUCGAUCCAUGUUCUUGAAUGCUUGCCAAACCGACGCCGCAGCUCCGCCUUCAUUCAUGCGGCCUACCGCUCUGCAAUGCUCCAAAGCCCACGCCAGACUUAUCGACUACUUCAUGUGGCCAUCAGUUCGCGACCAUAUGCUGCGUUACGAUGUGAGCAAUGCUACCGAGUGGAUGGUCCAUCGGUUCUUCUCCGACAUGGUGCUCGACUGGCGCUUUCAAGUCCGUGAUAUCGCCAAGCUCGAUCCCUUGGCCGACAGAUAUAGCUUUUCGCACGAAUUUCUCUCGACAUAUUCGCGAUUGAGCAAUUGGGGAUUUAGGCCGCUGCCGCCGAAUACCACGCGGAUCUUCAACCCCGUCACGAUGCGGAUCCAGGAUUGGAACACGGUUCAAGUCCCUCAGGAUUCGUCUGCUCACCAUCAAAUUAUGCUCAAUGAUCAGGACCAGACGCCAGCAAUUCCAUGGACCAUGUUUAUUUGA
Molecule: messenger RNA, 1209 nt
Organism: Dissoconium aciculare CBS 342.82
Lineage: Eukaryota; Fungi; Ascomycota; Dothideomycetes; Mycosphaerellales; Dissoconiaceae
Exons: 4
Coding region: 1-1209 (402 amino acids)
Source: RefSeq, a predicted model, not a curated record